CUGGCCAGCCAAACAAACUCGGGAAGGAAAAUACAAAAAUACGAUGACCAUGGCGAGUUCGAUCGGCCGUUUGGAUACAACCGAAAAUGUGGCGCAAAAUGUUCUGGAAACACUGCACGCGAAAGCUGUGGAGCUCAAAGAAACGGUUACCGAGGAUGCGCGAUUGAGGCAAGAGGCCUUAACUGAUCUUCACUCGUUGGUGGAUAAGCUGAAUGAUUUGGUCAUUAUGGAAGCUGCAUUGAAAACGAAACAGAUGGCCAUCUCAACGAAGGAUGGGGCCGCCAAGGCGAGUAAGAUCACCUCACAGAAACCGAGAAGCCACGGACAAAUGUUGAAGAAUCUUGAGCGAUUCCUAGGUCUUACCAUACACUGCAUCCCCGAACGGAGGAUGUUUGAGAUACACUUUUCAGACACAGAAAACACACGAUUGUCCUUUAAGGUGAACAGGAAAGGACUGGACCUUGACGAUAUGUACCCGCGGCCAGGAAACAUCGAAGCCAUUCGCGCACACCUACGCGAUACCAAGGACGUGAUUGGCUUACUGGCCGUUUUACGAAGAAGAUUAACGAUUGUCGAUACGUACGAAGAGGCCAACCGAUAAAGGGAUGACGACUGGAAAGAGGACGAGAAUCGACACACAAUUUAUUUGUAUAUGACGAAA
Molecule: messenger RNA, 661 nt
Organism: Anopheles aquasalis
Lineage: Eukaryota; Metazoa; Arthropoda; Insecta; Diptera; Culicidae
Source: RefSeq, a predicted model, not a curated record